AUGGCGCCCAAAUCACUUCAAACUGGUCUCUUCCUCUUUGCUCAGCUGAACAUGGCCUGGGGAAUGGCUUUGGUCCCGCGUCAGGUCACUUGUGACUUUGAAUGGGCUGCGAGCUCGGGGGAUACAUGCACGUCCUUCGCCGCUGAAUGGGGUUUGACCGAGGCGUCCUUUGAGUCUCUGAACCCGUCUGUCGUCUGCCCGACCCUUGUGGCUGCUCAGGACUACUGCGUGGUUGGCACUGUUUCAGCUGCUGCGACGACGAGCUCUUCAUCUUCCUCUACCUCGUCUUCCACUACUAGCUCGUCAUCUACUACCUCGUCUUCUACUACUUCCUCGACGUCCACUGUUUCUACGACUUUCACUACUUCUACGGCCACGAAGACCACGACCACUGCCAGCGUAACUACUGCCGGCAACGGGAUCACCACGCCCACCCCUUUUCAAUCUGGCAUGAUUGACUCGUGCAGCGCGUUCUACCUCGUUCAAUCUGGUGACAUCUGCCAGUCCAUUGCCACCGAAUACAACAUCGACCUCUCCAGCUUCUACUCCUGGAACCCAGCCGUCGGCUCAUCUUGCGCCAACCUCGAUGUAGGCGACUACGUGUGCGUUGACUCUGUGCCCACUCCCGUUCAAUCCGGUAUCGCCGCGUCGUGCAGCAAAUUCGACCUCGUGGAAUCCGGUGACACCUGCCAGGGCAUUGCCACCGAAUAUAGCAUCGACCUAUCCAGCUUCUAUGCCUGGAACCCGGCCGUUGGUUCGUCCUGCGCCUAUCUUGACCUGGGAUAUUAUGUCUGCGUCGGCAUUAAUAGUUCCGCUUCCGCUUCCACUUCCACUGUGGCUACCACGACCACCUCGACUGGCAAUGGUAUCGUGACGCCGACGCCUGAUGAGCCGGGCAUGGUAAGCGACUGCACUACCUUCUGGCUUGUUGGCUCGGGUGACACGUGCGCGACCAUUGCUAGCAGUGAGGGCAUUACAGUGGCUGAUAUCGUAGCGUGGAAUUCGAAUGUGGGAUCCACCUGCGCGGAUGUCUGGCUUGGCGAUUACAUCUGUGUGGGUGUAUAG
Penicillium verhagenii is the source of this 1065-nucleotide messenger RNA. Its product is annotated as LysM peptidoglycan-binding domain-containing protein. NCBI's taxonomy places the organism in Eukaryota, Fungi, Ascomycota, Eurotiomycetes, Eurotiales, Aspergillaceae. The record is from RefSeq and is a predicted model, not a curated record. The transcript has a single exon. Bases 1 to 1065 code for a protein of 354 amino acids.